AUGGCAAACGUAUUUCGCCCUACAUUGCAGUUAGCGGCGCUGUCGCCGCUGACUGCUUGGUCGGUCAUCCAGGCGAUCAAGGGCAUCUCGGCAGACAUGGUGGAACACCGGCGCUCAGUCUUCCUGUAUCUCAGUCUCGCAGCACUCCUCCUUUUUACGCAAUGGGUCUUUCUCGAUAGCGUCCGGGCUGCCAUCCGCGCAAACAGGCUGGGCUGCAAGCCGGUGAAGCCGUACCCUUUCCCCAAGAAGGAGGUCGUCGCCGGUAUGAGACGGGCGUUCAAGGAGCACAGGGUCAUGGACGCGCUGAAGGCGCGGCUGGACACGGUCGGCCAUACGUUCGUGGACAAUGGGCCGUGGGGCGGAAUGAUCAUCACGGACGAGCCGGAGAUAGUCAAGACGAUUCAAAGCACGAACUUUGAGGACUGGGACAUUGCUGGCCCAAGGCUGUGGAGUGCCGUGCAGAAUUUUGGGAGGCGGAGUAUCUUUACGAACAAUGGGGCGAAGUGGCGUGCGGCGAGAGAUUUGAUCAAGCCGGCCUUUGUCCGUGAUGAGAUCGCGGACCUUGCGGCGUUUGACCGGCAUGUUUCGCGUUUUCUAGAGCAUAUCCCCAAGGAUGGAAGCACAGUAGACCUACAGCCUCUAUUCCUGAAAUUAACAAUGGACUCUUCGACGGAUUUUCUGUUUGGCUCCUCCACAAACACGCUCACCGAAGCAUCCCCAUCUGCUAAGCGAUUCACUGAUGCUUUUGAGUACGUGCUUUACACGAAUGCGAAAUAUGCAUACACCGGACCACUCAAUCUCAUCCUCCCCGACCGCAAAAUAGCGGCUGCCAGGAGAGUCAUGAUAGACUGGAUCCGGGAGUACGCAGAGAAAGCGAGCACUGAGGAUAAAGCCAAGAGGCGAGAGCGCAAGUACGUCUUCAUCGAUGCCCUGGUGGGGUCCGGUGCGGAUCAGGAGUACAUUUGCGAUCAGCUGCUGGGAAUCAUGUUCGCGGGACGAGACGCGACGGCUAUUGCCAUGACGGUGCUCUUUUGGUUUCUGGCGCGCCAUCCGGAUGUGGUAGCGAAGAUCAGGGAGGAGAUGACGCAGCUGGGCGAUUCGGGGGACAAUCCUACUUGGACUCAGGUCAGAGGCCUGAAGUAUUUGAGCAAUGUCAUCAAAGAAACACUUCGACUCUUCCCUCCAGUGCCGAUCAAUUCGAGGACCGCGAAUAAGGAUACGGUAUUGCCGUGCGGCGGCGGCCCUGAUGGCAAAGCCCCUGUCUAUGUGAGGAAAGGCUCGCCGUGUCGAUGGGUGCUGUACAGCCUCCACCGCAGGAAGGACCUUUAUGGAGAGGACGCAGACAUCUUCCGCCCUGAGCGGUGGGAUGACCUUGAUAUUGAGUGA
Molecule: messenger RNA, 1386 nt
Organism: Phaeoacremonium minimum UCRPA7
Lineage: Eukaryota; Fungi; Ascomycota; Sordariomycetes; Togniniales; Togniniaceae
Product: putative cytochrome p450 52e1 protein
Exons: 3
Coding region: 1-1386 (461 amino acids)
Molecular function (GO): oxidoreductase activity, acting on paired donors, with incorporation or reduction of molecular oxygen, reduced flavin or flavoprotein as one donor, and incorporation of one atom of oxygen; heme binding; iron ion binding
Source: RefSeq, a predicted model, not a curated record